Molecule: messenger RNA, 2175 nt
Organism: Boeremia exigua
Lineage: Eukaryota; Fungi; Ascomycota; Dothideomycetes; Pleosporales; Didymellaceae
Exons: 2
Coding region: 433-2025 (530 amino acids)
Biological process (GO): intracellular copper ion homeostasis; positive regulation of transcription by RNA polymerase II; intracellular iron ion homeostasis
Cellular component (GO): nucleus
Molecular function (GO): RNA polymerase II cis-regulatory region sequence-specific DNA binding; copper ion binding; DNA-binding transcription factor activity, RNA polymerase II-specific
Source: RefSeq, a predicted model, not a curated record
UUCAAGACUGCCCAUCCGUCUGCAGUCCAGCGCCAGAACCGCGGGAACCCGUCGGCAAGUUUCCGGUUGCAAGACAUCAGCCACACGGCACCGGACCCCUACGUGUCGCACAGGCCAUAUCCAGUCUCGAGCGGUUCUUCUUUUCUCGCCCACGCAGUAUCUGCAGGCGUAUACAGCAGGGCAAGUCGAGCCCAGCCGAUCCCUUUGCCGUGCGACCAGGAUCGGUGUCUAGCCCAAAGCCUGUCAGCAACGUCAAGCGACACGCCACUGAACCCCUCUGCAACAUAAUCUCCACGUGCGCUGUGCGCAUCGACAUUGAAUACACAGUAGUUGGAAUCGCCAAUCCCGCUCAUUACAUCUCACUCGGCUCGUCGUCGGGUUCGCUGGCUAGAGAGUGAGCAAGUUUCGACAAACUCGUCUUAACCCCGCAUCAUGUGGGCCGACAUCAACGGAGAACGCAAGAAGGUCGCAUGUGGCCCUUGCAUCAGAGGGCAUCGUUCCUCAAAAUGCGAUCACCGAGACCGAGUUCUUGUUGAGGUUCGCAAACCUGGUCGACCCUUGAGCAGCUGUCCCCAUCCUACUGGCUCGUGUAGCUGCGAGCGGAUUGUCAUCAAUUACACUAUUCCAAAGACCUCGGAAUGUGCUUGUCCGUCAGAACGAGCACAAUCAGUAGCAGUUUCCGGUAGUAGCCGAAUCUCCAAACCCAAACGAAAGUCGACAGCGAUACACCCCACAUCGUUAGAGAAGGCCAUCAGAGCUAGCCAAGAAAACGAGACUGACACAUCGUCCUACAACACGCCAACCGAGAGGAGCGCCAGCAACGAGGCAUCUCCUCCUUCAAGUGCAAGCUCGACCCCUCGCAUGCUGCCUGCACAGAAAGAAGUGUCGAGCUGCUGCCAACCUAAAGCCGCACCUCCACCAGUCGCACAAACAGGGGGUUGCUGUAGUAGUAAACCAAAACAGGAGCCUCAGCCACCUGUUGUGCCUGUCAAGUCUUGUUGCUCUGGAAAGACCCAGCAGAACAAUACCCCCAACAUUCAGCACGCCGCGCACAAUAUCGGUCAGCACUUCCAGUUUCAGGUCCAACCACAAUUCAGGACGCCUCAAUAUCAAAGCUUCCAACAGCAUGCGUCACCAGCUCCUCCUUUCGGAUUUGGUGCCCCGAUAUACAACCAUGCCGCUGCAGCCUAUCAACAGUCGAUGGCGAUGCCCCUAAACGGAGGCAUGCACGGGUCAUUGCCACAUCAACCCAACAGCCAUCAAAUACCGCAGCAUAAUCCCGAGCACAACUGUCAUUGUGGAGAGGGGUGUUCCUGUUUCGGCUGCGCAGCCCAUCCGAAUAACGCUACCAUGAUGGAAUACGUUCGACUCAUGGCCCAAUUCCAGUACACCGGUGCGUUUGGAGGCCAACAAGCACCUCUCUAUGACAUGCCGACGUAUCCACAUCACCCCGGCUUUGGUGUCGAGGCAAGCCCGGUCGUGAACUUUUCGCCACUACCACAGUCCUAUGCAUCGCCAAGCCCAGCGCACAUGCCGUUCCAGCCUAGCCUAGAUGCGACCGUCAUGGCCGGCACGCCGCUCACUCUUGCCAGCCCGUGGCGCCAAUCAUCAGUCUCAACGCCUUCCAUCGAGCAUCCCCAAUUCCUUGACAGCGCGACACCCACGCCCACCGAAUCGCAACCUAAGCUGGAAAUGGCUCAUCUGCCUCCAGCGCCUGCGGCAUCAUCACCUGUUGCCGAAAGUCCUGGCGGAAGCCACGAAGAAGAAACCCCGACCCUCUCGCCUUCAUCUUUCUUUUGGAAUGAGAUGGUUCUCCCAGGCUGCAAUGACGCGACUGGUACGUGUCAGUGUGGAGAUGGCUGUGAAUGUGUUGGUUGCUUAACUCAUGGCGGACACAAUGGAAUUGUGCUCGAGCAACCGAGAGUCAGCGAGCAAGAGGCUUUUCCGAGUUUCACAGCGGAUGCUGCAUUGAACCUUGACCUUGGCGAUCCUAACUCGUUUCUUAGCUUUAAUCCUGUAAGCUGACAGGUUUGAAAUCCUUAGUUGAUGCCCGUAUGGUAUUCACACUUAUUUCAGUGUACAUGUUUAGGCUGCGUUAUUACAUAUAUGGAUCGUGGAGGUAUCCGAUUAGAAUUGGAUGUUACGCAUAGGAAGAAAAUGGACGUGGUCUUACAC